This is a messenger RNA of Epinephelus fuscoguttatus (brown-marbled grouper), 510 nucleotides long. RefSeq names its product ventral expressed homeobox (gene ventx). NCBI's taxonomy places the organism in Eukaryota, Metazoa, Chordata, Actinopteri, Perciformes, Serranidae. Gene Ontology annotation, biological process: cell differentiation; regulation of transcription by RNA polymerase II. The coding region runs from base 1 to 510 and encodes 169 amino acids. Gene Ontology annotation, molecular function: RNA polymerase II cis-regulatory region sequence-specific DNA binding; DNA-binding transcription factor activity, RNA polymerase II-specific. Gene Ontology annotation, cellular component: nucleus. The transcript has 3 exons. The record is from RefSeq and is a predicted model, not a curated record.
AUGGAGGAUUUUACAAAGGGACCAAGAAGCCAAUACUCUCCAAGCUCGCCAAACAAUAGCUGCGGUUACACUUCGGGCUCUGAGAGCGAGGUUGGGGAUGACAGUGAGGGAGAAGCCGCCCAGCAACGAAGGAUGAGGACCAAGUUCACCUCCGAGCAAAUCGGCAAACUGGAGAAGGAGUUCAGCAAGCACAGAUACCUGGGUGCAAUGCAGAGGAGGAAGAUUGCCGAGAAGCUGAACCUCUCUGAAACUCAGGUGAAAACAUGGUUCCAAAACAGGAGGAUGAAGCUGAAACGGGAGGUCCAGGAGCUGCGUCCCGAGUACCUGUCUGUCCCUAUGAGCGCUCUGCUGCCGCCUCUGCUGUUUCAGCACCCCGUCCUGAGUGGACAGCUCCCCGCCGGCAGCGGCUUCUACCCACAGCUGCAGCCGCUCCACAGGUCGGCCCUGCCGGCUCCUUUGCACCACCAGCACCGCUCCAUGGCUGUCUCGAUGCCCCCACACUUCUACUAA